AUGUGGCUGGCCCGGCCAGGGCUGACCGUCGAGGACAGUGGUCGGCGCGUCUCCUCUUCAGCCAAAAGCCUCUGGCGAGGAUCCUGCUUGCAAGGAUUGCGCAUCCCAGAGAAGGGCCAAGGCCUCUUCUCCGUGCGAAUUCUUUCCGGCUUGGUCCGGGUGGGUUGGGUCGCGGACGAGGCCUCCUCAGAUGCUGUGGGAUGCGACGAGACCAGCUUUGGCUUCGGAGGAACAGGGAAGAAAUCCCACGCCAAUGUGUUUGACUCCUUCGGCGACACUUUCGGACGUGGCGAUGUUAUCGAGUCGCGUCUGGACCGCCGGCAGGGACUUCAGAUUUCUUUCACCCGAAACGGCAGCGACCUUGGUGUAGCCUUCGAUUUCAAGGCCGAGCUACCACAGCUGGCACAAAUGUCGCUGGUUCCUGCCGUUUGUGGCAAGGGCUUCCAAGUGGAGUUUUGCUCUGCGGAUCCUCUUCUAAAGCCAUGUCUGCCGUGCAAUCAUCAGUCGGAGGCUCAGGAGAUGUCCACAAUGCUCCGCUAUUAUACCCUCCGCUGCACCGCCCAGAAGAAAGCCACGGUGACGGGCAAAGAGCCACAGGUACAGGCCAAGCAGGCCAAGGCCAAGCUUUUAAAGCCUUGCCAAGCGGAAAAUUCCGAGGGGAUCCUGCGCAGCUUCUUCGCGAAAGAAAAGGCCCAAGCUGCGGCGGUUGCAGAGCAAGGCGUAGAGAGCUGGCUGCGCUCCUGCCUCGGCACGGAGGGGGCGGACACCACGAAGGGAGCUCGUGUUGAGGCUCGGGAGGUCCACAAGGAGAUCCGAAAGGUCGAGCGAAGCAAGAAGCUGCCCUCGGGUCCAACCUUCACCAUCACGGACUCCCAGCCGGCAAGCAGGGCCAAUGCAGACCGGGCCUUCUCUCAGAACUUGGCCCUUUGGGAGUCCCUGCCACGGGGCCAUGCGGAGGUGCGCGAGGAGACCGGCCGUCUGCUCUGCGAGCUCGCGGCCAUGCGGAAGUUCGGGAGCUCCGAGGAGAAGUUCGGGCCCCUCGCCCGGCAGGCGAAUGGCGCCCGCCGCUGCGCCCUCUCGCUUCUUCCGGCGGCCCUGAGGAGCAUCAGCAACGAGGCGCAAAGCAGCCCGAGCCUGGCCAUGGUCUUCACCACCAAGGAGAACGGGGAGAUGUGCAAGGCCUCCUUCUUCUUUUACGGCCAGGGCGAGGGAAGGCCCUACAUGGCCCUGGGAUCCAAGAACGUCACUCUGGUGGUGGUUGCUACGGAAGAGGCCGAGGCUUUAGCAGAUCUGAGAACCUACACGGAAGAUCGGUACCAGUUUGCUGUGGAGAUGGCCGAAGUCUUCCUUGCUCAGAUCUUCAAGCUGAGUGAAGGGCAGAGGACCACUAUGAUGCGUUUCGUAGCUGAGCAUUCCGCCACUCUUUGUGGAGAAUCCAUUUCUCCGGUACACCAGCACAUCCAAAGCUACCACGAUGGUCAAAGGCAGAUUCAGGCGCACAUCCGAUUCUUCGCUAUGACUGCUCCCAGCUCCUUCCAGACCUCCGGCCUGACCCUACUAGAGCCACAGCAUGCAGCUCGCAUCUUCAGUGACUGGGGGCUCCAUCCUGUUGAAGCCCUGGACGAAGCCCUGGUCAGCGACGCCCGAGCUGUGGAAGAGCUUGAGCGGAAGCACUUGCUCCUCCCGAACCGGGAAGGUGCUGUGGUUUACGUGGUUGUGCGGUCGGUGGGACCUUCCGGCACCCAACUUGCGCGAACUGCCUUGGUCUAUAAGUGGAAGAAUGCUUGGUAUGUUACGGUUCGGGCUCUCCGGGAGAAGUUCUGCAGGAGAGUCUCCGAAUUGCGCAUCCGCAGCCGUAUUCGACUGCUUCACGUGCACCACCCGGAUGAGAACAAGAUCUUAGAGGACUACCUCUCCUUCUACCGUUGGGUGCUGCUCCUGCUUCCGCAGAAGGGCUUUGCGGAGACCCUGCCCUCCUUCUGGGUGGACCUCAAAGCCGCGCACGAUCUCUUCCACGGGCCUGACGAGAGCCAAAGCUGGGCAAGGGCACUGCCCGAAAGCCUCACCGCAAGCUUUCCCGCUGGCUGGCUGGCCUCCUUCCCGCAGCUCUACUCCUUCCUGCGGGCAGAAUUGCCCGUGGAGCACUGGGUGCCGGCACUGUGUCGACAUCGACCUUUGCUGGAAACUGAGGCACCGGAAGUCUGGCUGCAGAAGGUCCGCGAGCAGCUUCCCUCCUUGGCUUUCGGCUCUUUGCCGAAAGCGACUCCCGAUCAGAGAGCCGAGGACGAGGACGUGGCCCUGGUGGUCGUCCUCGUCCGAGGCCUCCAGGGAAGUGGGAAGUCCAGCCUUUGCCGAGGCAUGAGGGAACUCUUGGGCGGCGAUUGGGUGAACCAGGACGAGGUGGCUGCGGCCAUGGGUAAAAAGGGGAGAUCUCCGAAGGAAGAGUUCCUGAAGGUGCUCACGGCGGCGGCAGCUCGCCCAAACAUACGCUACCUCUUCGUAGACAAGAUCCACACGCUGAAGCAGCACCGGGACGAAGUGGCGGGAGCCGUUUGCCAAGGCUUUCUUCAGCGUUCCACUCAAGAGGGGCGGAUGGUGCUGGCUUUGUUAAAUCUCUGCCACCCUGAGGAUGAGGAAGGCGAGUUUUCCAACGCCGCGGACGUGUGCACGGCCCGGAUCGCGGGCAGGGGUUUGUCCCACCUCUCGCUGGUUCCACAAGCCACAGAUGCGACUGCAGUGGUCUUGUCUGCGGGGGAGAGCGCGGAAGUCUUGACGGAUGAGGAGAAGUGUCAGUUCGACGUUUAUGCGGAUCUUGACAUGCGCCUCCCACAGCAGGCUUUGCUUCAGAGUGCUUUAAGCAAACUCUGCUUCGCAGGGCUCCUCUCAGAAGAGUCUUUCACUGAAGACCUUUACCAGCAUGCGGUGGAGGCAGCAAAGGCACAUGAGGUGGAUCUCUCAAAGAGGUGGAAGACUUUGUACUGGAUGGUGGCACUAGACUGGCAAAGCAUCCUAUGGGAGAAGGAGACUGAACCUUUGCAGGAGGUCCUGGCAAAAGCAAUGCAAUCGAUCCAAACAGCGCAUGCACCCAGCUUGCAGCCAAUCGCUGAUCCUCACAUCACCUUGCUCUGGGCACCCGAACUUGGCCCGGAAUCUUCACAAGUUCAGGAAGGGCUCGAGAGGAUGGAAGGCCAUGAGGUGCAGGUCACCGUGCACGCAUUGUGUUGGGAUGAGGGCCUCGGGCUCAUUGCGCUCAGGGCGUCCUUGGACUCGACUUGCGCACACCUCUGCCAAAAUCUUCAUCCGCACAUCACCGUGGCAAGACUCCCUGGGGUGGCAGCCAAGCUUUCCAACGACAUGCUCAAGCGGCAACAAGAGGGAGACGUUUCGGUAAAGCAGGUCUCGCUGCAGCCCUUCAUAGUGACUGGGCUUGUGCAACGGCAGCUGUCAGCCGAGUCCCUUGCUUCUGCAGCGGCUUCAGCAGGUGCCCUGCCGGACGGCAAUCCCGUUUGUGACUUCGGUCUAGCUGCGACCGGGGAGUCUGUCGACGUCUGGGCAACCUACGAUGCAUCAGUGCGCUUCCGGAAGAUUUCCCGUGUGCUGAGCACCUUGAUCUGUCCAGUCUCCGAGCCCUUGUUACAGUGUAAGGGCUGGCCGCCCAAGCUUCGUGGAAAGAUGUGGCUCACGUUCCACGAGAGGCCCCUAAGCAGCCAGAGCAUGCGAGCUUUGGAGCAGCUGCAGAAACAGAACUUGUUUCAAACCCUGCACGCGGCGGUGGCUUACUUCCCAAUCUCUGAAGACUUCUUGCAGAAGACCCUGGCAGAAAUGCAGGAAGAACUUGCCCAGCGGCUCUCCGAGCGCGGGGCAGAGGCCCUGGAGCACAGCCUGCAGGCUCUGGCAACCUGGCAAGGCCAGCCCUCCUUGGAGAAGCCCAGUUUCUACGUCCAGUGCAAAGCGGCUGGGUCCCAGGAGCAGACCGUGAGGCUCCGGCAGGCGAUGGCUGGGGCCGUUGCGGGCCUCGUGCAUUGGUCUCCGGAGUUGAAGGCCGCGGUGACCCUGUCCGUCCAGACUCGAGAUGACUGGAUCCUGCUGGGCUUGGUCUUGUCCGGAAAGGCCAAGGCCUCGACAGACGUAAGAGAGGCAAAGGCUGUCGUAGAGGCGAAGGCCCCGGGCCCGGGCCCCGAAGCCAAAGUUCACCUGACCUCAGAGAUCGAGCCCAUCGAGCCCUUGUCCGCGAGCGGAAGCAAGGGCUUGGACUUGGAUGGUUCCCACCUGGAAGGGGGCGGACAGCUCCUUCGCAACGCCAUGGCGUAUGCUGCCGUGCUGGAGAGAGAAGUGCGAGUUCGCAACGUGAGGUUGGGCAGGUCGCCCCCCGGCCUGAGACCUUCACAUCUGGCAGCGGUGGAGGGUGUCAGCCGAUUGGCGGGGGGAUUCUGUGAAGGAUUGGCAGCAGGCAGCAUGGCUUUCCGUUAUGUCAAGGAGCAGGACAACGACUUCACCGAGCUUGUGGUGGAUGCGGGCACAGGAGGCUCCACAAUGCUGAUGCUUCAGGCUCUCCUGCCGGUGAUGCUGGCGAAAUCUGGCACGCUCAAGUCCGCAGUGCAGGUUACCCUACAAGGGGGUACCAACGUAUGCUCCCCCAGGGAUGGAAAAGUCACGGCUCCCCAAGUUGAGUAUAUACUGCUUGUCUUGUUUCCCAUGCUGCGACGCCUUUUCGGCGUGAAUCUGGAAAUGGAUGUCCGCAAGAAGGGCUUCCUUAAUGGAGGGGGUGAGGUCGUUGUCCGCGCAUCCGCCCCUCACUGGCCGCUUCCGUGCUUCGAACUUCUGGACCGCGGUGCCGUCCGAAGUGUUUCUGCUGCGGUGUACAGCUCUGCGGGGGUUCCUCGCCAUGUACUUGGCCGCAUGGUCGAGGGGGAGUUGAAGAAGCGCCCGAGUGGCGCGAGCAUCCUUCUCAAGGAGCGCCUCCCCGAGGCAGAGGUGCACUGGAAUUCGCAGGAAUGCCCCUCAAAUGGUGGUGAUGCCUGUGGCCUUGUGGUGGCUGUGGAGACAGACCGCAGUGUUUUCGGAGGCGACUCGAUGGGAAGGAGGGGGACCUCCGCAGAGAGCGUGGGCGAGGAAGCCGUGCGGAAGGCCUUGGAUGCCCUGGGCGGCGGCGGCUGCGCCGACGAGCAUCUGGAGGACCAGCUGGUGGUUUUCAUGGCACUGGCAAAGGGCCGCUCGCGGCUCCGGCUGGGGAGAGCGACCCGAUGCUUGCACCUUCAGACUGCAAUCUGGUUGGCUCAGCAGUUUGGUGCUUCAGUGCAACUUGUACAGGACGAAGCCAACCCCAUCUUGGAAAUUUGCGGUGUGGGAGGGACGUUGGAGGCUGGCAUGUGA
Molecule: messenger RNA, 5373 nt
Organism: Symbiodinium sp. CCMP2592
Lineage: Eukaryota; Dinophyceae; Suessiales; Symbiodiniaceae
Source: the annotation of a GenBank genome assembly